This is a messenger RNA of Dalotia coriaria, 1766 nucleotides long. RefSeq names its product Tyrosyl-tRNA synthetase (gene TyrRS). Gene Ontology annotation, molecular function: tyrosine-tRNA ligase activity; tRNA binding; ATP binding. Gene Ontology annotation, biological process: tyrosyl-tRNA aminoacylation. The transcript is spliced from 4 exons. NCBI's taxonomy places the organism in Eukaryota, Metazoa, Arthropoda, Insecta, Coleoptera, Staphylinidae. The coding region runs from base 106 to 1686 and encodes 526 amino acids. The record is from RefSeq and is a predicted model, not a curated record.
CGUCCGUGAGGUAUUUCAUCACUUUCGCCUCCUAACCUUACAUUCUCUUCACUCAAAGUUAACAUCUGUUAAUGACGUGUGGUUGCAGAAAAAUCCAAUAUAAAAAUGCCUUCUGACUUAACCCCGGAUCAAAAAUACGAGCUCCUUGCGAGAAACCUCCAGGAAGUCCUCGGGGAAGAGAAAAUCAAAACCGUUCUUAAAGAGCGCGACUUGAAAAUCUACUGGGGCACCGCGACCACAGGCAAGCCUCAUGUCGCCUAUUUCGUACCAAUGUCCAAAAUUGCGGACUUUCUACGAGCCGGUGCCGAAGUUACCAUUCUUUUUGCGGACCUACAUGCUUAUCUGGAUAAUAUGAAGGCACCUUGGGAGUUGUUAGCUCUUAGGGUGCAAUAUUAUGAGCAUUCCAUUAAGGCAAUGCUACAAUCCAUUGGAGUCUCCAUUGAUAAGCUUAAAUUUGUCAAAGGGACUGAAUAUCAACUCAGUAAAGAGUACACUUUGGAUGUAUACAGAAUGAGUUCAGUCAUAACUGAGCAUGAUGCAAAGAAAGCUGGUGCUGAAGUUGUCAAACAAGUUGAACAUCCUCUUCUAAGUGGACUGCUAUAUCCAGGUCUGCAAGCUCUGGAUGAAGAAUAUUUAAAAGUCGACGCCCAGUUUGGAGGUAUUGAUCAACGAAAAAUCUUCACGUUCGCCGAGAAAUACCUUCCGCAAUUAGGUUAUCAGAAACGCGCGCAUUUCAUGAACCCCAUGGUGCCAGGUCUUACCGGCGCAAAGAUGUCCUCCUCUGAAGACGAGAGCAAGAUAGACCUACUUGAUUCCCCCGCUGAUGUGAAGAAAAAGUUGAAAAAAGCUUUCUGUGAGCCGGGAAACAUCGAAAAUAACGGUAUUCUCUCGUUCGUGAAGCACGUAAUCUUCCCACUAUUCAAACCGGAUGAGAUGUUUGUUGUGCCCAGAAAGGAAGAGUUCGGAGGUGACGCCAAGUAUGAUACAUUCAAUGCUUUAGAGAAAGCAUUCGCGGCGGAAGAAGUACAUCCGGGCGAUUUGAAAACUGCCACUGAGAAUUACAUCAAUAGGUUGUUGGAACCAAUUAGGAAAACCUUCCAGGAUCCUAAACUGAAGGCAUUGGCAGCUAAGGCUUAUCCAACUCCAACUAAACAAAAAGGUGGAGCUGCUGCAGGUGCAAUUGAAGAAAUAACUCCAUCAAGAUUAGACAUCAGAGUUGGUAAAAUCGUCGAGGUUGGUAAGCAUCCAGAUGCGGACGCCUUGUACGUGGAGAAAAUUGAUUUGGGCGAAGCUGUACCAAGGACUAUAGUCAGUGGUUUAGUUAAUUUUGUUCCAAUUGAAGAAAUGAACAACAGAAUGGUGGUUGUUCUCUGCAAUCUGAAAGCAGCAAAGAUGCGUGGAGUUGAAUCACAGGGCAUGGUCUUGUGCGCAUCUACUGAUGAUCCGAAACAAGUGGAACCACUCCUGCCGCCAGAGGGCGCUGUUGUUGGCGAACGCAUUUCCAUUGAAAACUUCGACGGAACACCUGAUGAAGUUCUUAAUCCGAAGAAAAAAGUAUGGGAGAAGCUACAAGUUGAUCUUAAAACUAACGGGGAAUGUAUGGCGCAAUGGCAAGAAAACUACCUGCUGACUAAAAGCGGCGGGAAGAUUCGUGCCAAGAGUAUGUCCAACGCCCCUAUACGAUAAUGUUAAUUUACCAGUAUUUAUAAACAAUUGACAACAUAUAACAUAAUAAAUUUUCUUUCUACUGGCAUGUUUCAACCGAA